Ananas comosus (pineapple) is the source of this 1784-nucleotide messenger RNA. RefSeq lists its product as uncharacterized. The coding region runs from base 546 to 1595 and encodes 349 amino acids. Gene Ontology annotation, molecular function: nucleic acid binding; zinc ion binding. Lineage: Eukaryota; Viridiplantae; Streptophyta; Magnoliopsida; Poales; Bromeliaceae. The record is from RefSeq and is a predicted model, not a curated record. The transcript has 2 exons.
UUACUAUAGUAGUCAUUGUUCUCUUGUACUAUAUAUAUUCAUUAAUACAACUUAAGAGGGUAUGCACUUUAGCCCUUCUUUCAUGGUAUCAGAGCGGGAAUCCUAAUGUAGGGAUAUCGAUUCAUAGCCACCAUCCACCAUAAAUCUCACCUUUUUCUAUAGGUGUUUUUUCUUUUAGUUUUCUAUCUUUCCAGUACUGCUACAGUACUAUCACUACAGUACUGCUACAGUAUUAUUGCUACAGUACUGAUGCUACAGUACCAGCGCUACAGUACUGGUGCUACAGUGCUUCUGCUACAGUAUUUCUGCUACAGUAUUUUCAGCCUUUCUGUGAUUCCUCUUUGCUCCUCUGGUGCCGCUCGGAUUGUCCUACUGUUGGUUGCUCGUAUUGCUCGGUUCUUUCCUUGGUGCGGUCGAUCCUAUUUGGUGAUAAGUGGUUUCUCUCAUGUGGUAGAAUUCAGGUUCUUUUUUUAUUCACAUCCGCUAUAUUCCGAUUUAUCUUUCUUUCUUAUCUAGUGGUGGAUCCUUAUCUUAAGGUAGUAAACAUGUCUUCUUCUACCUCAAAUUUGCCAAUUGUUAAUAUCAAAACUCUCAUACCACUAGAACUCACCGAUUCCACAUAUCUUGUGUGGAAACAAGUCUUUCUUAAUGUUCUAGAAAGUUUUGGUGUUACAAAACAUGUGAAAGGAACUAGUGUUGUGCCUUCUCAGACUAUCGAUACUGCUGAUAAGAAGGAGGUUAUAAAUCCUGAAUAUGUGAGUUGGAAAAAGAACGAUACUACUAUACUUUCAUGGAUUAAUGCCACUUUAUCUCUUAGCAUAUUACAUAUGGUUGUUUCUAGCUCACCUAAAACUGCAUAUGAUGCUUGGAGAAUUAUUGAGGCAUAUUUUCUUGAUAAGACUGCUUCCACGGCUUUUUCUCUAAAAUCUGAAUUGCGGAGCAUCAAGAAAGGCUCAAUGAGCAUGAGUGAUUACAUGCAAAAGAUCAAGACGAUUGGUAAUGCUCUUCAGGCGAUUGGUGAAAUCGAGUCAGACCAUAAUUUGGUCAUGACUGUUCUUCUAGGGCUACCAGAGGAAUAUCGAGAUUUUGUUAGUGCUCUAAACACACACAGAAAUAAGCCAACUUUUGAACAACUUCGUCCACUCUUGAUGCAAGAAGAAACAGAAGUUCAGCGUCGCACUAGUGUGACUACGUCCUCUGCUAUUCCCACUAUUGACGGUGAAGCUCUUUAUGCCAAUCGUGGACGUGGUAAUCGUGGAGGCCGUGGAGGUAGAUAUCGUGGAGGCCGAGGACAACGUGGUAGAUACUAUUCUGGUCGUGGAUCUCCUGGAAUCUACCCACAGUCUCAACCCAAUUAUCCUCAACAAUCUUACACUCUAAAUCAACAACCAUACAUUCCGAAGUCCGGCAUACAAUGUCAGAUAUGUGGAAAGUUCAAUCAUUCUGCUCUUCAGUGCAGACAACGCUUCAAUCAUUCUUUCGCUGCUGAUGAAGUUCCUCAGACCUUUGCUGUUAUGAACCUUCACGAACCCGGUGAGGAAGUCUGGUAUCCGGAUACCGGAGCAUCAAAUCAUAUAACCGCAAGCUCUGGAUAAGGAAACAGGGAAGGAGCUUCUUCGAUGUCCUAGCUCGGGAACAUCACUUUAUCCAAUUUCUUCUAGAUUUGCAAGUGUAGGGAAUAAGCAACAACUAGCUCUUAUUCCAUCUAGAUUUAGUGGAGAUGUCUGGCAUAGACGGUUAGGUCAUCCUAGUCUUCCUGUUCUUUCUACAUUUAUUAAAAAUAA